Molecule: messenger RNA, 3280 nt
Organism: Pseudophryne corroboree (corroboree frog)
Lineage: Eukaryota; Metazoa; Chordata; Amphibia; Anura; Myobatrachidae
Gene: KDM1B
Product: lysine demethylase 1B
Exons: 21
Coding region: 152-2608 (818 amino acids)
Biological process (GO): negative regulation of transcription by RNA polymerase II; positive regulation of transcription by RNA polymerase II
Molecular function (GO): transcription factor binding; flavin adenine dinucleotide binding; zinc ion binding
Source: RefSeq, a predicted model, not a curated record
GGAAGAUAACGCAUGCGCGUUACGAAUGGUUCGACCGUGGAAUUUUCUUGUCCUUAUUGCAGGUCUGUACUGAAGACACUGUCAGCGCUCACACUACCAGCAGGCAGGAGGGGCAGAGCUGGGCCUGUAUGACCAUACCAGAUUUUGAGCCAUGUCUGGAACUAAAGGGAGAGCGAAGAAGAAGACAAUCUCUUUUGAGGCGUCACCUGACACUGUCCCUGUACGAUCAUCUGUCCGACAGGUGAAGAAGAAGGCCAGUGAUAAUAUAGAUGAUGAUGAUGAUUCCUCAGAAAAGAAAUAUAGGAAGUGUGAGAAGGCAGGAUGUACAGCAACAUGUCCAGUUUGCUUUGCGAGUGCCGCUGAAAGGUGCGCUAAAAAUGGUUACACAUCAAGAUGGUAUCACCUUUCCUGUGGGGAGCAUUUCUGCAAUGAGUGCUUUGAUCACUACUACAGGAGUCACAAGGAUGGUUACGAAAUAUAUUCUUCUUGGAAACGAAUAUGGACAAGUAAUGGGAAAAGCGAGCCAAGUCCCAAAGCGUACAUGGCUGACCAGGAGCUUCCAUACUGGGUACAAUGCACAAAACCUGAAUGUGGGAAAUGGCGUCAGUUGACAAAGGAGAUACAGUUAACAAUUCAAAUGGCAAAAACCUACAGAUGUGGCAUGAAACUGAAUAACUCACUCAAGGCUGAAGGGUCAGACCAUUGCUCUAUGCCAGAGGAUCUGAGGGUAUCUGAAGUAUCAACCCAGCCGUGGUAUUCAAUGCUUAUCCUCCCUCCAUUGCUGAAAGACAGCCCAGCAGCUGUAUUAUUAGCAGCUUACUACCCUGACUGUGUCGGCAUGAGUCCAUCGUGUACCAGCACAAAUCGUCUUCUUGGAGAAGGGAAAUUGGAACAAAGCAGAGAAGCUUCUUCUAACUUGGCUACUGCAGGGAUUAAUCCAUAUUUUCAACCAUUCUACCAGCCCAAUGAAUGUGGCAAAGCACUGUGCGUCAGACCAGAUGUAAUGGAAUUGGAUGAGCUUUAUGAGUUUCCAGAGUACUCUAGGGACCCCACAAUGUACUUAGCCAUAAGAAACCUUAUUUUGGCCCUGUGGCACAUUAAUUGUAAGGAGAUGCUCACACCACAGACUUGUGCCCAUCAUAUUAUGGUGAGAGGUUUAGUUCGCAUCCGAUGUGUGCAGGAGUUGGAAAGGAUUCUCUAUUUCAUGACCAGGAAAGGACUAGUUAACACUGGAGUUUUGUCUGUUUCUCCUGGCCAGUAUAUCCUUCCGACAGACUACCACAAUAAGUCUGUGAUUGUCAUUGGGGCUGGUCCAGCAGGACUGGCAGCCGCACGGCAGCUUCACAACUUUGGCAUCAAGGUAAUGAUACUAGAAGCAAGAGACAGGAUUGGUGGCAGAGUUUGGGACGACAAGUCAUUCAAAGGAAUCACUAUAGGAAAAGGAGCUCAUAUUGUGAAUGGAUGCAUUAACAACCCCAUUGCAAUUAUGUGUGAACAAAUCGGUAUUAAAAUGCGGAAACUGCGAGAGAAGUGUGAUUUGAUCCAAGAAGGUGGAAGAUUAACUGACCCAGCUAUAGACAAACGUAUGGAUUUCCAUUUCAAUGCCAUACUGGAUGUUGUUGCGGAAUGGCGAAAAGACAAGAGUCAGAAUCAAGAUGCCCCACUUGGAGAUAAGAUACAGGAAAUCUACAAGACCUUCAUUCAGGAAUCUGGAAUCCAAUUCACAGAUGAGGAGGAAAAGGUUUUGCAUUUCCACCUCAGCAACCUGGAAUAUGCCUGUGGAAGUAAUCUACACAAUGUAUCUGCCCGCUCAUGGGACCACAAUGAAUUCUUUGCUCAGUUUGCAGGAGAUCAUACAAUGUUGACAGCUGGAUACUCAACAGUUAUUGACAAAUUGGCAGAAGGACUUGAUAUUCGACUCAAGUCGCCUGUCAGAAAUGUUGACUACACUGGUCAAGAAAUCUGUUUAAGAACAGCAGAUGGGAAAACCUACAGUGCACAGAAGGUUUUGGUUACAGCACCCCUUGCCCUUCUUCAGAAAAACAUUAUUCAGUUUAAUCCACCACUACCUGAGAAAAAAGUGAAAGCGAUAAACAGUCUGGGAGCUGGAAUUAUAGAGAAGAUUGCUUUGCAGUUUCCUUAUAGAUUUUGGGACAACAAGAUUCAAGGAGCGGAUUUCUUUGGCCAUAUUCCUCCUGAUCCAAGCAAACGUGGUCUGUUUGGGGUGUUCUAUGAUAUGGAUCCACAGGGUAAAAGCGCUAUCUUGAUGUCUGUUAUUACUGGAGAUGCUGUGAUUUCCAUUAAGGAUAUGGAUGAUAAGCAAGUAGUGAAGCAAUGUGUGGUGGUCCUCAAGGCGCUGUUUAAGGAACAGGAGGUGCCAGUCCCAGUGAAAUACUUUGUGACACGGUGGGCUAAAGACCCUUGGGCACAGAUGGCUUAUAGUUUUGUAAAAACUUGUGGCAGUGGUGAAGCUUACGACAUAUUAGCUGAAGAUAUCCAAGGGAAAAUAUUUUUUGCAGGCGAGGCCACAAAUCGCCAUUUUCCACAGACUGUUACUGGAGCCUACCUAAGUGGAGUGCGGGAAGCGAGCAAAAUCACCGCAUUUUAAUUCAGACUUCACUUUUUACACUUCUGUUUUGUACUUUUUAUAUGGCUUUAGGAAAAACCAUGUGAUCUCAUACAUUGGUAUUUCAUAGCAAAUAUGUUACAAUCAUUAUGUAUUUGUUUUGCCAUACUUUUUUUAAAUAAUUGUACUGCUCAUCACAACUGUACAUUUAUUACUGGGGAAAGGUGUCACAUACCCUUACAGAAGAAAGUCGCUGGAAGAUGACAGAACUGAUUUGAAUAUUGUUUUAAUGGUAAUUCUAAAAUUUGGAUAGAAUACACAGGCAUGAAAAUCAAACACUUAUUUUUACCCCACCCCCUCCUCUUUUUCCCCAAUGUUUUAUAAUUUAUUAUUGCAGUAUUUGUAUAAUUUAAGUUUGGGUAUAUGUGAUAAGCAGGUGUAGCUUAAUAUUUUAGUUAAUGCAAAUGUACAUUUUAUUUUUUGUUAUGUAAAUACAACAUGAUUGUCAUUAACUAAAAUCCUUUAAGUUGUAAUCAUUGUUUGAUUAUGUUAGAAUAAGCAGACCUAAAUCCCUUAAGUCUUUAUAAGUGGGUUGUCUUGGAGACUUUGCAUUUUGAUAUAGUAUCAUAAUUUACAACAGCAGUCAAGCAUGGAAAAUUGUAAUGCUAGAUGGAACAUCUGUAUUGCUAAAUAAAGUUGGCAACAUAUUGUAAA